AUGGAACAAGAAAAAUCCUCGUAUAUCAUCUCUAUAAAAAAUAUCUUAAAAGCAAUUCAUAAUGAAGCUUUUAUCAUGAUCUUCUUAUCAAUCACUGACUUGUUAGCCGCUGUAAUUCCUCCACUACUUAUGGCUGCCGGUGCAUUUUACAUGCAUUUUUUUAGUUCAGUUGUGACCUCAAAUUAUUAUUUCUCGUUCUUCGAGAUUAUACAAAAAAUCUUACUUCCACGCUUAUUUCGAAUCGUUAUAUACUUUUCAAGUUUUCUCAUCUCUUUCAAUUGGUUGAAUCAAAUUAAUGAUAUGGAUGAAGACAGACUUAAUAAACCCUUUCGCCCUGUUCCAUCUUGUCUCGUCACAGUUGAAGGUGCACGAUGCCGUUUAAUCGCACUUAACAUAAUCUAUCCAACUGUAUCUUAUCUCAUCGGUGGCUUACCUUUACUUAUCAGUGCUUUUAUUUGGCAAGCAUGGUUUGUCACUUUUAAGAUUUUUGGCAUUGAUGCCAAUGCUUUCUGCAAAAAUUUUUUUUCGGCUUUUGGUACAUGGAUUAUGUAUGUCGUUACCGCUAAUCUUAUAAUCGGUACUCAGUUUAACGCAUCUAAAUGGUGGAGCUGCGAACCGUGCCCAUUUAUACUUUCGGUUGUUUUCUCUGUAACGUUCACCAUUCAAGUCCAAGAUCUUCGGGAUCAGAAAGGUGACGCGUUUAUUGGUCGUAAAACAUUACCCCUUCUUAUCGGUGAUAACAUUUGUAGGUGGUUGACUGUUUUAGUAUCUGUCCUAGACAUAUUUUUCCUAUAUGGUUCUGCGAGAUAUUUUUUGAUAUUGCCUAGUAUCAAAAAACUUAAUAUGCCUGUUCCAUCAGAAUUCACUAUUGUUGAAAUUGUUCUUUUUGUUAUAAGAGCGUGGACUUGUGUUAGAUUAAUUAAAUAUAAAGACCAAAAAGAGGAUCGCCGUACUUAUGAGAUAUGGUAUCUUGGGUUUUACGCUAUGGUUUGCCUUUAUUAUGGAAUGGCUAUUGGUACAUUCGUCAAUAUAUACCAAUAA
Dentiscutata erythropus is the source of this 1041-nucleotide messenger RNA. The record is from the annotation of a GenBank genome assembly. Lineage: Eukaryota; Fungi; Glomeromycota; Glomeromycetes; Diversisporales; Gigasporaceae.